UUCCUGAAUUAACUAACACCAACUAGCUUACCACUCUAGAGACGAUAAUAAUUAGAUUAACAAGCAAAAUUAGUAUCCAUAAGCCCAGCUUAAUUGCUAGUUAAUGGAGAGGUCGGGUAAAUCAACAACCAGGGGUGGAAGGGGAAACACGACCCGACGUUCCUCAUCAUUACCCCCGCAAACCCCACUGCCGCCCCGACGGUCUUCACCACCACCGCAACCGCAAACACCGCCAUCGCCAACACCACAAGUAGCCCCCGAGCUCUUAGCUGCAUCUAGAGCAAGAGCAUACUUCGACGACAUCUUUGGUCCAGCCUCCACGGGUCUGGUGAGGGAUCACCAUACUCCAGCAGCUCAAGCAGGAACAUCUCAAGCAGCGGAAAAUCACGACUAUAUAAGAACAAAUACUCCAUGGCCAUACGACUCAUCGAUAUACUACGGCGGCCAAGAUGAUAUCGUUUUUCCUAAGAAGAAACAGACCCCGAAGAAGCAGACGAUCGAUCCCUAUGACGAUAUAAAUGAUGAAACGUAUGCUAACAGAGGAGAUUGGUGGAAAGGGUCAUACCACUACUGAUGAGUUAUCAUAUAACGCCUCAAACGCAAUACAUAUAAAUACAUAUAAGUACAUAAUUAAGGAGUUGCACGUGCAUGUCACACCACUUCAAUUCCUUUUUUUCCUUAUUUCUAUAUAUAUUCGUAUGUGCUAGCUGGCUUGUGGACAAAAGUGAUCCUGGCAAUUAUCCCCUAUAUCUCAAAUAAAAGGAUAGUGUUGCCAAGGUUGCUAUCAACAUGUGUAAUCUCUGUUUAGUACAAAAAUACUACUACUUGAAUGUAGACCACAUCAUAAUGUUCUACAGAUACAUAUACAUGCUUUGACUUAUUGGAGUGUAGACCAUAUGAUAAUGUUCGUUGAUGUUAGUUUUCUCGCAUUUAAAUUAAUAGUAGAAUAGUGGUGAAAGUA
Messenger RNA from Cuscuta europaea, 961 nucleotides. NCBI's taxonomy places the organism in Eukaryota, Viridiplantae, Streptophyta, Magnoliopsida, Solanales, Convolvulaceae. The record is from the annotation of a GenBank genome assembly.